CUUAGUUAGAAAUUGUCCGUCGCCGGCUCAGUCAGAUAGCGUGCGGAGCACAGUGACCAAGUCAGUCUGCUCAGGAGGGCUCAGAUAUCACUUUCCCCGUAAAAGUUCGAGUGCAAUCCGUUAGAUACACUUGAAGCGAAAGCGUAAGAAGGCACAAGGUCUUCUGUAGGUUCGCUAUCAAAUCAUAACAAUAGAUACUGAUUUUCGUUUUUGAAAUUUCAUUUUCGUUGGUCAGCUGGACGCUCCAUGUUGGUUACCAAAAAGUAUCCGAAAAGUUCGCCGGCACCGCGCUACUGUUUAAGAUUCGAAGUUAUCUCUUUGUGCGUCGAGAAAUUAUAAUUCAAGUGCGUUCGGUAGGAGCACGCACUGUUGUGACACAGUUUUCACAUUCGUAUCUAUUAGUGAAAAUAUCUAACUUGUGCAUAUAGAUAUAUUGGUCUUUGAGUGCUGGUACUUAGUUUCCCAUUUCUUCGUUGCCGACCCAUUGAGCGUCUUCGAUUAAAGAUUGUUAUGGAUUAAUUGUUCCAGUUUAAGACGAGUUGUAUUUGGAGUCAUCUUUGCUAGCGAACUUUUCCAAGCUACUGACGUGUGAAUACAGUAAAUCGCAAGAACCUGGAAACAUAAAAAUCCGUUGAAUGUAAACCAUCACGAUUUAGACUAAUUGCGACCAGUCGAAAUGCUGCCAAGGUGCGUAAAAGUAGUUACUAUUGCGGUGGUCUGGUCAUUUGUGUUAAUUUCGACGUGUAAUGGUCACGGGCGGCUGAUUGAGCCACCAAGCAGGGCCUCUGCAUGGCGAUAUGGUUUUCCGACACCACCAGACUACAACGACCACGAACUAUAUUGCGGAGGCUUCAACCGACAGUGGCAGAAAAACGACGGAAAAUGCGGAGAGUGCGGCGAUGCGUGGGACUCGCCACUGCCAAGGCCCCACGAAUACGGCGGAAAAUGGGGUCAAGGUGUUAUUGUUAGGAAAUACGCAUUAGAUGCCGAAAUCACCUUAAGGGUGGAGUUGACGGCGAGUCACAUGGGAUACUUCGAGUUUAGAGUGUGUCCCGACCCUAAUGGAAAACAAGUUUGCUUGGACAAACACGUAUUGAAAAUUUUAGGAGGGACACCUUCUGUGCACAAUCCAGAAGAUCUAGAUACUCGAUUUUAUCCACGGAAUGGCAGCAGAAUUUAUGAAAUGAAGGCCAGACUUCCAGGAGGUCUAAAGUGUACAAACUGCCUUCUACAAUGGCGAUACAUUGCUGGAAACAAUUGGGGGAUGUGUGAGAAUGGCACUGGAGCUGUAGGCUGCGGUCCACAAGAAGAAUUUCGUGCAUGCGCUGACAUAUCCAUUGGUGCUUCCGGCCGAACUACAAUGCGUCCAUUCCGUCCAGCGACCAAAACCACGCCAUCUUCCACGGACACUUCAGAAGAAGAACCAGACUAUGGCGAAACAGAAGAACAAAUUCCCGAAGAAUAUCGUUACAUUGGAAUCAUUAUUGCCAUCGUCUCACUCCUCUUGGUUCUAUGUCUACUUGCCGCUAUUUACUUGUAUCACUAUCAUGGAGGUCGUGUCAAGCAACUGCUUCAUUGGCAACGUCAAAAGGAUGCUUCAGCAAACCUGUCAGCCGUCUCACCAUCAUCAACUCUCACAACGAAUCUCAGCACUCCCAUUGAUGUAGCUGACUCGAAAAUGCCACCGGUUCCUCCCCCACGAACGAAAAGACUGUCCAGUGUUCAUGAGAUCUCUCCGGAGGAGUCCAGUGUUGUGAUAGGGCAGGAGCCGAUGAGAACGAAUAAUUCUUAGUAAAUAGUUGAUUUUGCACUGCCGAAAUAAUUAUUCUCAUAGAGUAAAAAGGGCAGAAAGCUUUGUCCUUUUUAGAUUCGAAGAUUCAUUCCGAGCGUUUAAUAUAUUCUCAUAAUAAUUCAUCACAUAGGUAGUACUUGUACGUAUAGGAGGUCGCUUAAUGUCCAGUAUUUUGUAAAUAAUAAAAAAAUAACAAUAGGAACAAAAUGGA
Molecule: messenger RNA, 2003 nt
Organism: Hermetia illucens (black soldier fly)
Lineage: Eukaryota; Metazoa; Arthropoda; Insecta; Diptera; Stratiomyidae
Exons: 5
Coding region: 677-1792 (371 amino acids)
Source: RefSeq, a predicted model, not a curated record